CCUCUGUAUCCUUGGUGAAAAUAGAGAUAAAAACCUCGAUGUUACAUGACACUGUUACUCUCACCUGCAAUAAGUUCUGCAGUGGCCCUAGAACAUGGAACUAUAAUGACGACCCAGUGACCCCUUGUGAGGCUGACCGUUGCAAAGAAGGAAACGGGUUUGAAAACAGAGUCAGACUCUCAAAUGAAAGUUUUCAAGGCAAUUAUUCCCUUGAUCUCAUCAUCAUUCUGGUUGAGUUCAAUGACCAGGGGUCCUAUGUUGGCACUUGUGAUGGCCAACAUUUUGAUUUCAAGCUUGAGGUUCUGGUUCCCAUAACUGUGAAUACAUCCACUGGAGACAAUGUCACCAUACCUUGCUAUGCAACCUCACCAAAAUCGGAAGGAUGCUAUGUUUUGUGGGAGAAGAAUGGUGAGCCAGUACUGAAGCUUGAGGAUGGAGUUCUCACUCCUGGCCCCACGCUGAAGGACAGAGCAUCAGUUUCUCAGGACGGUUGCGAGAAGGGUGACCUCUCCCUUCGCAUCGCUGGUGUCCUCCCAUCUGAUCAAGGACUAUAUCUUUGCCAAUACUCUAAGACAAGAGACACAGAUCAAUUCAGAGGGGCUCCAAAUUCAGCAAGGCUCAACGUGCAACGUGCCAACGACAACGGGGAGACAUGUUCAUGCGAUACAUUGCAAAACAUUGCGAUAUUUGUGCCAGUUUGUCUGGUAUUAAUUAUUAUUAUUGCCAUCUUAGUGUGGUGGAAAUGUCCUUGUAAAGCUAGGACCAUUAGACCACCAGAUGGAUUUUCUCUGGUUCCGCCUAGAGAUGACAGGCCUACGGUUCCCGUGGAGUGUACAGUUAAUGCCCCAGCCUCUGGACCCGGAGAGACUGAUGAUGACCUUCCCUUACCUGAAAUGGACACUAACUUGCGAGCUCCAGUCCCGUGGACUAAAUGACUGUCCACAAUGCAAUCCACAGUCACAUGGGCUAAAAGCAUGGAGUGUUUUAAAUGCUGUCUUUUACUACACUGCUAUUUCGUUUUUGGAAAGUUACUCAGUUGU
Molecule: messenger RNA, 1040 nt
Organism: Clupea harengus (Atlantic herring)
Lineage: Eukaryota; Metazoa; Chordata; Actinopteri; Clupeiformes; Clupeidae
Exons: 3
Coding region: 39-935 (298 amino acids)
Biological process (GO): T cell receptor signaling pathway; regulation of cytokine production
Cellular component (GO): external side of plasma membrane
Molecular function (GO): signaling receptor binding
Source: RefSeq, a predicted model, not a curated record